Molecule: messenger RNA, 1665 nt
Organism: Paramecium octaurelia
Lineage: Eukaryota; Ciliophora; Oligohymenophorea; Peniculida; Parameciidae
Source: the annotation of a GenBank genome assembly
AUGGAUUAAAAGCAAGAUUAUGCAAACACCAUUCUGACUGAAUUGGAGUCAGCGGAAACAUUAAACUCUAUGGAAGUAGCUAAAUCUUUGUCUAUUAACCAUUAAGAUCUCGUUGGUUGUCUUUUACAAUUAGAGUCUUCAAAUUAUAUAAAGACAGAGGUUCAAAAUUCUUAAUUAUAAAUAGGGAUUUAAAUAGGAUUAAUUGAUCUUAACUGAUGAAGGCAAUACCAUCUUAAAUUCUCAAUCAGGAGAAUAUGAAAUCUAUUAAAAAAUACCAGAAGCUGGAAUAUCAAUGGUUGAUUUAUAGAAGUUAUUUGGGAUUGAACAAAUGCCAAAAAUUAAAUAAGAAUAAGGAGAAAAGAAAGAAAAAUAAGCUGAAGAUCCUAAAAAAAAGCAAUUUGAUUUAGGUUUUGGAAACGCUAAGAAGAUGGGUUAUAUAAAAAUGGACAAAGGAGUUAUUACUAAAGUUGCCAAUGACUUACCUGAUAAAAUUAAAUUGGAAUUAUCAUCAUUCAACACUAUUAAAUUAGGCACAUAAUAGGCUAAAUUAUUGAUUGAAAGGAAACUUGCUAUGAUUUCUACUAUUAAAUAUUUUGAAAUCAAAAAAGGAAUUAAAUAUGCUCCAAAAUUCAGAGAAUAAUUUGCAGCUUUAACUACAGAGCAAUUAUUAAGUGGAGAGUGGAAAGAAUGUGAAUAUAAAAGCAUUAAUUUAUGUGCUGAAGGGGAGAAGAGUAAUUAGUCUAAGUUAUAUUUAUAGUUUCUAUGGGUAAUUUGCAUCCUCUUUUAAAAGUAAGGAAAUAGUUUUCGUAAAUAUUGAUUGGACUAGGAUUUGAAGAAAUGCCAACUAAUUAAUUUGUGGAAUCUUCUUUCUGGAAUUUCGAUGCUCUAUUUUAACCAUAAAAACAUCCGGCAAGAGAUGCUCAUGAUACUUUCUUUUGCAGUGAUCCAGAAUUGAGCGAAGAAGUUGAUAUAACUCUUAGAGAUAAGGUGAAAGCUAUGCACUAGACAGGAGGUGUUGGUAGUAUAGGCUAUCAAUAUGAAUGGUCGCAUGAAGAAGCCAGAAAAAAUAUAUUAAGAACACAUACAACAGCUGUCUCAUCAAAAAUGUUAUAUAGAAUUGCAUAACAAUAUAAGGAGAAAGGUUACUUCCCUAAGAAAUACUUUAGUAUUGAUAAAGUAUUUAGAAAUGAAACUUUAGAUGCUACACAUUUGGCUGAGUUCCACUAAAUAGAAGGUGUUGUAAUUGACAAGAAUGCUUCAUUAGGAUAACUAAUGGGUAUAAUUAGAGAAUUCUUUAGGUAAAUUGGAAUUAAUAAGUUGUGGUUUAAACCUACAUAUAAUCCAUAUACAGAACCAAGUAUGGAAAUUUAUGGUAAAAUAUAUAUAUUCAAAUAUUAUAGGGUAUCACCCUGUUUUGAAAAAAAAAGUAGAAAUAGGCAAUUCAGGUGUUUUUAGACCUGAAAUGUUGGCACCUCUUGGAAUUCCAGAGGAUGUGAAUGUGAUUGCAUGGGGAUUAGGAUUGGAAAGACCCACUAUGAUUUAUUACGAUAUAAGGGAUAUAAGAACUAUGGUAGGACCUGAAGUCAAAGUUGAAACAGUUAGAUCUAAUGCAUUUUGUGUCUUUGAAAGUAAAUGAUAUUUUGUUAUAUAAAUAUUCAAUAAUAG